AUCCUGAAAACAUUAUGUUUAUGAUUGAAAUUUUAUGUCUCAUUAGAUGAUGGAUAGUUAAUGACUGCCUAAAACGAUAGUCUUCCGUCAAUAUUAUUUUUAAUCAUGAUUUAACUUAUUAUCGAUUAUUGUGAACUUGGUUGUAGUUUUCGUGAGAAUAGUCAAAAUAAGCUAUUUUCAAGCUGUUGCUCUAUCUGUUUUUUAGUUCUAGACCUAAUCAUCAAAAUCUGUGCCUGAGAUAAAUCUUCAAAAAGAUAGCAUUUAAAUGGACUGUCAACGUUAUUCAGUGAUUAUUUGUUAGUAAUUUUGUUUGUGAUUUUUUUAGUUUGUAAUGGUCUGUAUUUAUAAAUGGCAGAAGAUAAUGAACCAAGUGUCUCCUGUGCAUCUCUUGAUACAAAGACAACUGAUGAGGAGACCAAUCAGUUGUCUUUCCAGACAACAUCAAAUCAACCGUUAACUUUUGAUGAUGUAUGUUUGGCUAAUAAGGAAAGAAGUUCAACUCCAAGCUCACAUUCAAGCCAGGAAGUUGGACUAUCUGGAUCGUCGACUCCAUUGGGGACACCAUUUCAUGCUUCUAAUGAAAGCUUAAUCAAAGAUCUUUUGGGGUACAGGGUUGCUAUUGACGAUGACGAUGACGAUGCGAUGACUUCAGCUGGUUCUCGUUCGACUCACAAUGAAAUAACGGAUGGUUUUUUAUUGGAUUUAAAAAACAUUGAGGCUAAUUAUGAGGCCAAGGUUGCGGCAGUAGUUGAAGAGAAAAAUGAUCUUGAAAAGCAGUUAAUUGAGUUGAAGGAGAAAUUCAAUCACCAGGAAGAAGAGUUUAAAAAGACUGUCGAAGAUAUCAAGUUAACAUUCAACUCUCGAUUAGAGAAAUGUACCAAGGAAAGAGAUGUGUCUCGAAAGGAUCUCGAAUCAAUGGUAGUUAAAUAUGCUAAAAGUGAACGAGAUGUUAUUGUAUAUAAAAAAGCCAAGGAUGAAGCUGAAAGGAAGUCACGAGAAGCAGUUAAAGAGAAGGAAUCUCUUGUAAAUAAAGUAAAAAGUUUAACCUGUGAUAAAAACUCUCUUGUUAAGUCAGUUGAAACAAAACUGUCUGAAAAUAUCCUUCUCCAGAAAGAAAUUGAAAAAAUUCGUGAAGAAUUGAAAGACCGAGAUCAAAAAUGGAAACAAACUCAAUCCAAACUUGCAUUUGAGAUAUCUGACCACCAUGAAACAUGUAAAAAGCUUGGAAGUGCUUUAGCUUUAAUCGAAACUUUGCAAAACAAGACCGAAUCAUCCUCAGAUGCUGGACUUACAAAUGAUCGUAGUAGAAGCAGUAGUAGAAACGAAAUGAUUGGCGAAAAUACGAAUGUGAAUGACAAUACCUCAACAGCUGUUUUGCCCUCUUUCAGUAUUACAACAUCUGAAGAAAACGAUGAGACAAAAGAGUCUAACAGUGAACAAAAAUCAGAUUCGGAGAAAACAAAUGAAAGUAAAGAUGAACACAAAGUUCUUAGAAACAAAUGUAUUUCUUUGGAAUCAGAGAAUCAUUCUUUAACCAGAAAAAUUCAAGCUUUGGAAAGAGAAAGAUUGGAUCAUGAAGAGGUUGUCUCUAAACUAAAAGAAUCAUUGAAUAAGCUUAAUGGUGAAGUACUUGAGUGCAACUUAAAACUUAAAGACAUGGAAGAGCUUAAAAUUAAUUUACAACAUCAAAAAGAAAUGGUCGAAAGCGCUAAAACGGAAUUAUCUAGGGUUACAGAGUUGAAUUCAGAAUUGACAACUGAAAUGGAAUCAUGUCGACACAAAGAAGGUGAACUCCUUGAAUUCACUGAAAGAUUAACAGCAAAGUCAGUUUUAUUACAAGCUGAACAUAAUGCCUUGGAAGAAAAAUAUUCAGCACUGUUGGAAAAAUUCAAUUUUACCAAAAAGCGCCUUCAAGAAUUCGAGAAAGAAAAUACUGUUUUAACCGAAACACUUGCUAAAGAACGUGACGAUCAUGAAAAGGAAAUCAAAUUAAUGGCUCGUAAAGUUGCUGAAAAAAUGGAAUUGAUAACUAAAUAUAAAACUCGAGUUGAAGAAAUUGAAAAUGAAAAUAAAGUGAUGAAAAAACGCCAUCUUAACAGCAUAAGAGAAUUGAAUAAAGAAUUGUUAAUCAUGAAGAAACAUAUGGAAACUUGUGAAAAUGAACAAUCAACGAGUACUCAUAGAAAGGAGAAUGGAAAUCACAAUUCAGAUACUGUGAGUAAUAGUUCAAGAAGUAGUACAUCGUCAAAUGAUGCAUCAACAUCCAAAGGAAACACUUUGAAUAUACCAAACAUCUCUAACUCUGACAUGAAAUCAGUGUCCAGUGCUAAUGGUUCAACUUCAUCAACCUCUGUUAAUGACGAUUCAUUAACCAACAAAACUGGUGAAACAGAUCUUAUACCUCAUGUUGAUAAAACUAUGUUAAUCAACAAAAUAUUCCGUCUACAAAAGACUAUUGCCAAAAAGCAAGAAAAGAUUGAUUAUCUGGAAGAACAUAAUCAUCAACUAUUAUCAGAAAUGAAGAAAAAGACCAAAUUGAUUCAAUAUUAUAUUCUUCGUGAAGAAUCUGGAGCUUUAACUACCAAUCGAAUGGAUGAAAAUAAGAAACAAUUGGCUAAACAUGGAUCUACUGUGAUGACAUCAUUGUACAAAAGUUAUCCGACUGAUUCAGCUAUGACUCUAAACCUUUCCCUUGAAAUCAAUAAAAGAUUGCAAGCAGUAUUAGAGGAUACGAUACUCAAGAAUAUCACUUUAAAAGAAAAUCUUAAUACACUUGGUGAAGAAAUAGCUAGAUUAAUGCAACAAAGAAAUUCUCCUGAUCGCGGUGCUUCAACCAAGGCUGUAACCGUUGAUUGAACAAGAUUUACGCAUCGAAACAAGUUAAACAUUUAGUCAUUGCAGCUCUGAUUUUAAUAAUCAAACAAUUUACAAGCUUAUUUCAACUGCCUCUAGCUUUGCGGGCUGAUAUAUUUCAACAAUGUGUAUUUUGCUUGUAAAUGAUUCGAACUAUGACCAAAAUUGAUUUGAAGCAUUUAUUUCCAUCAAUUAUUGGAUAGAUUAAUGUAUCCGUAAAGCAACAAGUCUUAUGUUUGUAUUAUUUAUGAAUACAUUUACUUUACUGUAUAACUUGUCCAACAGCUUUAUCAACUUGGAAAUAAUUGAUGAAACUCAAUUGAAUCAAUAUUUACAAACAUUGUUGAUAUUAAUCAACACAAUGUUAACUAUAAUUUUAAUCAACAAUCUAAAAUACUUUUUUUACCAAGCCAAGUGUGUAAAGGGUUGUUAAGUACAAGUAAAUAUUAUUCCACAAUAA
Molecule: messenger RNA, 3313 nt
Organism: Tetranychus urticae (two-spotted spider mite)
Lineage: Eukaryota; Metazoa; Arthropoda; Arachnida; Trombidiformes; Tetranychidae
Product: coiled-coil domain-containing protein 186
Biological process (GO): vesicle cytoskeletal trafficking
Cellular component (GO): trans-Golgi network
Molecular function (GO): small GTPase binding
Source: RefSeq, a predicted model, not a curated record